Messenger RNA from Paramuricea clavata, 7643 nucleotides. NCBI's taxonomy places the organism in Eukaryota, Metazoa, Cnidaria, Anthozoa, Malacalcyonacea, Plexauridae. The record is from the annotation of a GenBank genome assembly.
UAUUAAUCGUAAUAGCUGUUGAAGUAUGGUCAUUUUGAGUAAUUUAUGUAAAUAGUUCUUUAGAACGGUGCAUGAUUUGUCUUAAGUUUGACAUUAUAGACGGAGAUAUUUAUGGUUUCAUCAACUUUUGGGAGAUAUAUUACUUUGUAUUUGAUAAAUCGGCAUGUUUAUUGUAGGAUACAGGAAGUGUGUAUUUUAAUAUUUUGUUUACUUAGUUAUAUUGAUUAACUUUUAUAGCUUGUAACCGUCGCCCUCGUAUUUUGGGGUACAUGUUCAAAAGAAAAAGAAAAUUAUAAACAGUUUUCACGAAUCUAUUACGUCCCGGUCACAGUAUUAAUUAUGCACCUAUCAUUGUUUUCUCCCUGAGGGGGGAGUGCGGGCGACCCAGGGGACUUUGACAACACUAUGAAGCUCCAGUGAGGGGAAUUUGACCUAUGCAUCAACUCCACUGAGCUAUACUAUAUUACUGGAGGACCUGCUCGGCAUGAAAGAGUGUCGCCAAAAACAUGGCGGCGCUUACGCCAUUGCCAUGACUACUGGUCCGAAGUCUCCAUGGUAAUUGCCACUGACCAACCGCGAUCCGAAGCAUUAAACAAAGUCUUGCACCCCCCUGUUUUUUCCAUAUAUGUUUUUUCCGCCUUGGUUGUUCAGCAAACAAGCAUCGAAAAAUCAACAAAAAAUGCCUCAAUUUUGCUCUAUUUAUGGAUGCCACCAUGCUCUGGCAAAGGAAAAUAUUUCUUCUCACCGGUAAGAAUUCAUGAAAUACAUCUUUUCUUUGCUAUGUUGUAAAAAAAAAGUACAGUUCUGUUUAUUUGUAAAACAAAAAGAUGUUUUCAAAAAUAGACGUUUUAAUUGCAAAACAGUAGAUAUUUUAUAUUUAUAGUUAUUUUUACCUUGUUUAUUAUUUUGUUUUGUAGUUGUAGUUGAGUAGUUGCUAUACUUAUACAUCGUAGGUCCUUUACUGCAGUUUUUAUUACAGAAAAAAACCCUGUUUUACACUAUUUUUCACAAAUGCAAAAAGAAAUGGCGUCAUCAUUUAAUUUACAUAUGAAUAAUAUUUUCAUAUUAAUUUUUGUUUAAUGGCUUUAAUAUAUAUUUUAUAUGGUAUGAUGCAUUGCAUAGUGAAUUUAAGGGUUGCCAAAUGAUAUUUAGUAUAUUGUUAUAUUGUAAACGCAUUUUAACACUAUUUUUCACAAAUGCAAAAAGAAUGGCGUCAUCAUUUAAUUUACAUAUGAAUAAUAUUUUCAUGUUAAUUUUUGUUUAAUGGCUUUAAUAUAUAUUUUAUAUGGUGUGAUACAUUGCAUAGUGAAUUUAAGGGUUGCCAAAUGAUAUUUAGUAUAUUGUUAGUAUAUUAUAAACGCAUUUUAAAUUUGCAGCUUCCCAGAUGCAAGGAAAAACCCUGAAAUGUAUGCCAUAUGGGUUGAAAAUGCAAACAAGAAUUCACCAGUCAAGUUUGUUCCCACAAAAGGAAGUCGUAUUUGUUCAGGACAUUUCAACUCAGACAUGAUUGAAGAAGGUGGGAAAAGAGUGAUACUGAAGUCAUAUGCUGUCCCAACAAUAUUUCCAAACUUUCAGGUAUGUGCGUUUCUUUGUUAUGUUUAAUUACCAUGUCAUUUUGUUCUUUCCAUCUCCAGCCUGCUUAAAUGCAUUGUAGUUUCUCGUUCAGAGUUAUGGAAGGUUUAUUGGAUUGGGGGAAUAAUAGCAAAAAUUUUAAAAAGGUUUCAGGGAGUGGGCUAGCUACUCUGCAUGGGAGAGGUUUCUUAAGGGUGAGUGGGCCAACAUAAUUAGAAAUAAAUAGAGGUGUGGGCAUAUCUGAAUUUGAAAUAAAUUUUGAAAGACUCAAAAUCCACAUGUCGUGCAAUUUCUAAAAUACAAUAUGACAUUUUUCAUUUGCAAUGACAUUUUGUAUCUCAGGGUUUUUCUAUAUAUAGUUCCAGUUUGCCCUGUUUGUAUAAAACGUAGUGCACGUUUAUGCUCCUGGAGUAACCAUCCCCCUCCGGGACACCCCCGGGAAUUUGCCUGAUAGACAGGCUUUCUGGCAUCCUUGUGUAGAAAAGUAGGACAAAAGUAGGACUAGAAUUUUAGGAAAAGUAGGAAUAAAGUAGGAAAAUGUGUAGAAAUUAAGUAGGACAAAAGUAGGAGUUUUGGAGAUGCAAAUAACACAAAAAUAUACAAAAUUGGCAUGUGGUAAGCGGUAGACCAUUAGAUAUCUGAUGGGGAAGUUGUGUGAAUUUUUGGUGCUCAAUAUUUUUAUGUACUCAAAAAUUCAUCUCUGCACGAUUUUUUUCUCAAAACGUUUAAAUUGCAUCGGUAUAAUUAGCUAAGGCAUGUCUGCUCUGCAGCUGCAACACAAUUCAAAUGCAUGUAUUAGGAUACACAAUGCACCAAUCCACACUGCGGCAGGAGAAUAUAUCUGAGGACCGUAGGAAGCUCUUUUCGAUUCGGGGUGGGGGGGGGGGGGCUGAAAGCGAGCUAGGGUCGAAGGCCCGAGGAAAUUUUUUAAUUUAGAGUCUAACUAUAUAUAUUGGAUAAGUUGCAGGAAAGUAUGGGUAAAUUAGCUUCAUUCUUUAAUUAACCUGUGCCAUGUGCCAUUCUUUAUAACCUGUGAUAUUUUCAUGCUUUAUAACCUGUGCAUUUAUAACCUGUGCCAUUCUUUAUAACCUGACUGUGCCUUUUAAUAACCUAGCUGUGCCAUGCAAAUUUUAAUAAAUACAACUAUUAGUGGUAAAGGUUUAUGAUUUCAUUGUUAAUUUAAAUACUUUUAAUUAAGCAAGAUUCAAGUUUAUAUUAAAGUUUUAUAAUAUUCCAUUAUAGUAGUUAAAUACUAUGUUAUUAAAUGACCAUGCAAUUAUAUGCCAUCAAAAGUUUAAUUAACAUUUAAAAUCGCCCCUGGGGUGGGGCAUUUUCCACUCUAAGCUUCUGCCCAUGCAUGCAAGGGCCGGACAUUAGUCUUCAAGUUGUGUCCCGGCACCUGGGCAUUUACACUAUGGUAACCAAUCAAAUCAAAUUCGGUGCAGCCCUGGGAUGGUUACUCCUGGAAUUGACUCAUGCAUUAAUAUACUUUGAUCAUUUUAAAAUAUCAAGUGUUCAUAUUAUUUUAAAGGUUUAUUAAUCUAUCCAUAUUUGAAAUAGGAAAGACAUGUUAUGUGAUUAAUUUUGUAAACGAUGGCUCUUAUAGUUUUAUUGCAUAUUAUAUCAUGAUAAUAUUUUUCUCAUAAUUAAUAAUAUUAAAAUUAAUGCAACUUUAAGUGAAUAAUACAGAGCUUGAGGGUAACGGGCCAUGAAUUUGUGUCGAUGCAUGCAAUGACUCUGGGAUGGACUGCAAAUAUAAUUCAAAAACUCAUUAAUAAUUCAUGAAGCAAUGAUCCAAUCUUGAGUAAGAAAUUAGUCACGUGCAUAUACGUCUUUAUACCAGCUAAAGAACACUUUAACAAAAGACCAUUGUUAUGCAAACUAUAUAAAGAUUUUUAUAUAAAGAUUUUUAUAUAAAGAUUUGACUUAUUAUGCAAACGUUUUUGAAGCCUGCAUUUAAAAAACUCGCAGGUCGUGUUUUAUUAGGUCUAAAGCCACUCGCGCUGCGCGCUCGUGGCUUUAAACCUAAUAAAACACUCCUGCUUGUUUGAAAAUACUAUAAAUCGACAAUGCAAAAUUACUGGCCUGCCCCCCCCCUAAAUUAUAAUGAUCGAAUGAUAUAACAGUCCCUAUAAUAAAGACAGUACAGUCCGGCAGAUGAGCUUGAUUGCUGAUUUAUGCUCAAAACUUUGCCUUCUUAUAGCAAUUACUUGUGGCAUUCAAAAGGGUGAACCAAAACCAAAACUAUGAAAUUGAAUCCUUAAAACCUAAUCUAUAGAUUGAGUAACAAUAUGUGAUCUUAAUCUGAUCUACAGUAGAUUAUUGCAUGAGCUAGUGUUCAAAAUUUCUCAGCAAUGUGAACCAAACAGUAGAUUAAUACUAAAUAAAUGUAUAAUGCAACCCUAAAUGCCCAAUAAUAUAUAAUGGAGUGACUUAAAUUAACUGUAGAAAUUGAUUCCUUUAAAAAUAAUGUGUUGUCCUGUAACCUAGCUGGUUGGUACAGUACCAUCAUGCAAGGCUGCCAACGUAAUGGGGAAAUACCCCCAGCUCUCUUUCAGUUCAUACCUAAAUCCUUUAAACUCAUUAAGGUGAAAUGUGCCCAACUAAUUAAUGCACCCCAGUACUUUAUUAUUUUACUCCAUCUAACAUCAGACAAUUUCACUCAUGUGAAGGGAUCAAGAGUCUAAAUGUACAUCAAUGAGUUUAUACGUACUAUUUAAAACACAAGAAGGAGUGUUUUAUCAUAUUUAAAACGCGAGGCGCAGUACAUAUAAAAUACGACUACAAAAGAAUACUAAUUAAGAUGCACAAUUAUAUAAUCAUACUAAUUAGGAUGCACAAUUAUAUAAAGAAUACUAAUGAAGAUGAGUUUUAUCAGAUAUAAAGUCACUCCACGUGACGUAUUAUGGCUGACAUGAUUUGCAACAAGGUUUAUGAAUUUUUAAUGAGUAUUUUAAAUAGUACAUAAAAGCUUGUUAGACAUAUACAACAUUUGCAUCACUGUCUAUGCAUCAGUAAUGGAAAAUGCAAGCUUUGAGGUUAGAAUACUAUCAAUGUAAACUAAAUAUAUGGCGAACUAAUUGCCUUUUGCCUUAUAGCCAAUUGGUAGAAUUUAUAUUGGUCUUGCAUGCGUGUACCAUUCAAGUUCAAAUAUUUACAACUAAUAUUCGCAAGAGACCAACCAGUUCAAGAAACUGAAUAAGAUUAUAAAUAGAGCCACACUUCACUUUGUUAUCAUCAGAUAGGUUAAUUAGGCUAGAUAAGAAUCAUAAGAUCUAUAAAGACAGAUAUAUAUAUAUAUAAGGCUUACUAAUUAGCCUUAAUUAAUUAACAUAAAUAAAUUAUUUAAUAAUAAUUCGAUCAUUGUUUAAAUUUUUCAGGUAAUAAAGAAUGGACAAGCAGGUAUUGAGAAAGUCUUAAGUCAGGAUGUUAUAGAAGUAGAAAAGUUCCAUGGUAUGUCAUAUGAAAAACAUAAUUUAGUAAAAACAGUGAUAAAAAAUGAAGAUAAAGCAUUAAGUUUGCAGGUGGUUAAUGAAAAAAUAGCUAUCAUGGAUAGUGUGAAUAUGCAGGUAGUGACUGAAGAGGUAACUACCGAAGGCAAUGUAAGUAUAUUAGGAGUAAAGAGAAAAUAUACGGAUGAAAUAGAGAUUUAUCAAGAAUGUAUUUCAAAUGAGGUAAGCGUGUCUCCAAAAAGAGCACGUACGAUCAGUUCUUUUGAUGAUCACCCAUAUUGUAUGAAGUCUCCUCAUAGAAUGAAAAGGCAAGUUGAUGAUCUUAUAGAUAAAGUUGAAAAUUUACAGAAAAGAUUGAAGACAUCUCAGAAGAAAACCAAUAGAAGAGAUAAAAAGGUCAGCACGUUGACUUCAGUGGUAAGUGAAUUGAGAGAAAAAAAUCUGAUCAAUAGCGAUUGUGCGACUAUUCUAGAAUCAACUUUUUCUGGAGUUCCAAAGGAACUUAUGAAGAGGUUGGUGACACAAAAGAAAAAGAAAAAUCUUGGGGCGUAUCCACCUGAGCUAAGGUCAUUUGCCCUGACCUUGAAAUUUUAUUCAACUAAAGCGUAUAACUAUGUGCGAAAAAGUUUUGAUUUAGGGUUGCCACAUGUAAACGUGAUUCGGUCAUGGUAUAGUUCGAUGAAUGGCGAGCCAGGUUUUACAAAGGAUGCACUGACAGCAUUGAAAGCCAAAGUUCUAGCUGCAAAAAGGGAUAAUCAAGAAGUUGUUUGUGCACUAAUGCUCGAUGAGAUGGCCAUACGCAAGCAUGUCGAAUGGGAUGGUAAGCAGUUCCGUGGUUAUGUUGACCUUGGGACAGGCAUCAAUGAUGACUCGCUGCCCGAAGCAACAGAUGCUCUUGUAUUUAUGGCGGUGGCGGUGAAUUCCGGUUGGAAAGUACCAUGCGGAUAUUUUCUAGUGAAUGGUCUUACUGGAGAGCAGAAAGCCAACUUGACCAAAGAAUGCAUAACCAAGUUGCACGAAGCAGGGGUGAAGGUGGUGUCUUUUACGUGUGAUGGUCCCACGUCUCACCAGGCGAUGUUGAAAUUGCUCGGCGCUCAACUGUCACCUGAUAACUUGCAAGCGUACUUCCAACAUCCAUGUGACCCGAAAGCCAAGAUCUACAUCUUCCUAGAUGCUUGUCACAUGAUAAAGUUGGUAAGAAACACCAUGUCGGACUGGAAGGUCCUAAAGGAUAAGGAUGGCAACGCCAUCAAGUGGCAAUUCGUGGAGGAAUUGCAUAAAUUACAAGAGUCAGAGGGCUUACAUCUUGCCAAUAAGCUCCGAUCCGCUCAUAUCAAGUGGAAACCGCAGAAAAUGAAGGUAAAUCUAGCAGCACAGGCACUCAGUUCGAGUGUUGCAGAUGCCUUGGAGUAUUGUGAAGGUAAGCUGAAAUUGCCGCAAUUUCAAGGGUGUGGUCCAACAGUUCAAUGCAUUCGUGUUUUUGAUCAUCUUUUUGAUGUUCUGAAUUCCAGGAAUCCGUUGGCGAGAAAUUUCAAGGCGCCAAUUAGAAGGUCAAACUAUCAGUACACGAAGAGGUUUCUCGAUGAGGCAAGUGAGUACAUUCGAAAUCUGAAAGGUCCAGCUGGCCAGUCGAUCCUUACGUCAAAAAGGAAAACAGGAUUUCUUGGUUUCCUUUUGUGCAUCAAUGCUGUUGUGGGAUUAGCAGAAGAUCUCGUUAAUGCGGCGAAUCCUGUCCUGAAGUAUCUUCUGACGUACAAGAUGAGCCAAGAUCACUUGGAAUUAUUCUUUUCAGCUGUGCGAGCUUGUGGUGGGUGGAAUAAUAAUCCAACAACUCGCCAAUUCGUAGUAGCAUACAAGCAACUGCUGAUGAGGCACAACAUCGAAGGAGGACGUGGAAACUGCACUCCUCAAGAUGAUACGGAGAUAUUGAACAGUGUCCAGGAUCAACAUGAAAUCAACUCCGUACCUACUGGAAUUUCUGAUAUGGCAAUUGCAAGGAGAUACGACUUGGAGUUGAGACAGCCAACUGCAGACGAUCACGACUACUGUGAUGUUUCGAACGCCAUGGAACUAUCUGAGUACAAAGAGGCGGCCAUAUCGUAUAUCGCUGGGUAUGUGGUGAAGAUGGUGGAGAAAAAGAUCCACUGUCCGCAAUGUCUAGCAGUGUUGACAACGAGCAAAGGAAGCAUUCCAGAUUUAUUCGUAACAUGGAAAUCAAAUGGAGGCCUCAAACUGCCAUCACUCGGCCUCAUUAAAAUAUGCGAAGAAACAGAGAAGUGUGUGAUGAGAAUGCUAAAUGUAAAUGGAGGUGGUUUACCGCAUGGCGCUGGACUUUCAAGUGCGAUUGCUACGACAGUGUUAUCAGUCUGUGUUGGAAGCGGGGUCUUUAGUACGUUAGACCAACACAUGUUUGAUUCGACUCCAGGAAACAACCAUGUUUUUAAGUUGAUUAAAUGCUGCUGCCAGAGUUACGUGACGAUCCGAAUGCACCAUUUGAGCAAGACGAGAAAUGCAGGAAUGCACGACAAGGUAGUACGUAAACAGUUUUCAAAGCUUGUGUUAUUCAAACACCAGUAGUUUUCAGCCUGGGCACAACUGUGCUUUCGAGGUAAUUGCCCG